AUGAAGCUGGUGACAGUCCUCAUGCUGGUGGCCCUCCCCCUUUACUGCUAUGUAGGUCCUGGCUGCGCAGUACUUGAGGAUGUGGUUGAAGAUACAAUUGAUCUUGCACUGUCCAUGACUGAAUAUCUAGCAGCUCUUCAAGAGUUUGUAUCGGAUGCUGCCACUGCAAAGGCCGUAGUGGAAGUGAAGCAAUGUUUUCUGAAUCAGUCAAAUGAAACUCUGGCCGAUUACAAAAAGAUGAUGCAAACAAUAUAUGAGAGUUUUUGGUGUGCUCUGUAUUGACUUUCCACAAGACCUUUGGCUCAGAGGACUACAGAGAAUGGUCAGAAACCGACUGUCGAUUGCUAUAAACCACAACUUUUCUUUCUUUGUUGUCUUUUGAUCUAAAAACUGCAGGACAGUUGUUGAAACCUCAUUUACAUUUUCAUUUCAAUACAGUAUCUG
Diceros bicornis minor is the source of this 444-nucleotide messenger RNA. Its product is annotated as mammaglobin-B-like. Gene Ontology annotation, biological process: androgen receptor signaling pathway. Lineage: Eukaryota; Metazoa; Chordata; Mammalia; Perissodactyla; Rhinocerotidae. Bases 1 to 282 code for a protein of 93 amino acids. The transcript is spliced from 3 exons. The record is from RefSeq and is a predicted model, not a curated record.